CACUUUUGUCGUCUUAUAACAGGAUUUCUCACUGGCGCGAAAAAACGCAGUGCGAGGCUUUUCUUCCACGGAACAACUGUCUUGAUUCUUGUUUGCUAUCUUUACAAGAACUAACUCAGGGGGAAAGACACUCCCGGAUUGUCAAUGACCUGCAUUUCGCCACUCGGUUGAAAAGGAUUUUCAUAAGGAAUAAACCCCAAAGAGGAUUUUUUGUUGUCAGCCCGAACAAUGGAGUUGGACUGUUAUCAGCACUAUUUCUUCGAUGACUUUGAUACAGACGAGGAUUUCUACAAGUCGACUGCACCAAGCGAGGGCAUUUGGAAAAAGUUCGAGCUGCUGCCCACCCCUCCCAUGUCGCCCACCCGGACUCCGCAGGGCGGGGAUGGGUGGAUGUCGCCGGGAGACAAACUAAGUUGGUUGUCCAAGGUCCUGGGUCAGGACGACGAGUACGAGGGCGAGGAGCUGUUCGGCAACCUCAGCUCCAUCAUCAUUCAGGACUGCAUGUGGAGUAGUUUCUCUUCCAGCAAGCAGCUGGAUAAGGAGAGCGGGCGGCAGGCGGCACCGCCUCAGCGACCCGUAGCUCCCCCGGGUCCACAAGUCCACACGAGGCCGAGCAAAGCGCAGUGCGUCUCGGCCGGCACUCACCUCACCACGUCGGCGGCAGACUGCGUCGACCCCGCGGCUGUUCUCACCUAUCCAACAAGCAGCUGCAGGAAGCCGGCGUCGUCUGGCACCGAGUCUCGGAGCGACUCCUCUGAUGAAGAAGAAAUAGAUGUUGUCACUGUGGAGAGUAAACACAACCAGGCCCGACUAGCAAGUGUCCGUAAACCAGUGACCAUCACAGUUCGUGCAGACCCUUGUCCGAAACGCUUCCAUGCAUCCGUACACCGGCAGCAGCACAACUACGCCGCACGCUCCCCGGACAGUGGGCCAGAACCCGACGAGGAUGACGAGGAUGACGAUGAUGAUGAGGAUGAGGAGGAGCUCCAAAGCAAACGUAUGUGUUCAACAUCCAGUCAGCCCACCUCUCUGUCAGGAAGCCCCCUGAACUCUGACACGGAGGACACAGACCGCAGGAGGAACCACAACUACCUGGAGAGAAAGAGGAGGAAUGAUUUGAGGUACAGGUUCCUUGCUCUACGGGAUCAGAUCCCGGGUCUGGAGUCGGCCAAGACCCCUAAGGUGGCCAUCCUGACCCAGGCCACGGAGUACCUCACAGAGCUGCAUGCCAGAGAGAAGCGACAGCUGCAGGAGCGCAAACGCCUCAAAGCUCGACAACAGCAUCUCCUUCGCAGGUUAUCUGCAUUGAAGCGGUCUUGAAACUUCCAAAGAGACUUUUAAAGCCACCAUUUUUUAUAUGACAACAGGCCUCAUGCAAGCAGUUUGGAAUACUCUCAUUUAGCAGUGGACUUCGGUGGACUUGAACCUGUCAUUGAUUGACAGGAGGGCUGUUAGAUCUUAGUACUGUGUGUGGUUUAUAUCCUGUUUUUUUGCACAGUUGUAAAAAGCGAGAGUAACACAACAGAUGUUUGUAGCUACGACCGAGAUAUUUCUGGCAUGUUGUGUUUGGAGCUGAGAGAAUCUAAUGUGUGAGACUUGUGUGGAAGUGGGCCGAGAUGACUUCAUUCCAUCAUUGCACAUUCAUAUUGGAGUGGAGUGUAAACAAGCCUUGUGUGAGAGCUGGUUGGUUUGUUUGUUUGUUUUGUGCGGCUGUUCAUAUUUCUCUGUAAAUAAUAGCUUAUUUCUCCUGGUUGGAGGAGCAAAAAAAAAAAAAAAUCAAGGGUCAUCACAAAGCUUUGCUCUUUUGUGUAAUUUGCCACCAGGCAUUGAGGAGCCUCUAUUUUGUUAAGAAAAAGUGGAAAAAAGCAAAAAAAACAUUUAAAAGUAGCACUGCUGUACUUUAUACACACAUGUCACUUUGUCAUCUCUUGAUUUUGUUUGAUUCUAAAGCAUGCUCAUCCAACAGCAACAUUAAAUUUUUAUACCAUAUUUGCAAACAACCAUGAAGUAUUUUGUCUUCUUUCACGUGGUAGACAUUUUUGUCAAAAGAAGUAUCCCACAUCUAAAUCUAAGACAGAUGAAGAAGCUGCUUCUCCUAUCAGCUGUAAGAUAGAUCCUAGAAAGACAAAUGGCACCAACCAGUUGGUUUCCCGCCUCUAAGUGGUUGUGCAGUGUGGGUUUGUGUAAAAGAAGAGCGUCACGUUGGCCAGCUGCUGGCCAGCACAAGGUUAGACGGAGCUCGUCCUUGAGACUUGCCCUUGACAAGCAUACACAUGAUAUUGCCGAGGAUCCUCCUCUCUGCAGUGGCUGGUGCAUGCUGGGCACUUCAUGUUCUCUCAUCUAAGUGGUUACACGCGCACACGCAUCCAUAUUGCACUUUCAGUAUCUUUAGAACAGUCCCGUGUGUGGCAAUGAUGUGGACCUCAAAUUUUAUCCGUCACCAUACUACACAGAGCACACACGUCUCCUCGAAAGUGGCCUGUUAAAAUACCUACUAGAAUUUUAUAUUAUUGAACCGGGUGUCUUUUUUUUCUUCUUUGUUUUACUGCCUUUUAUUAGAUGCUUUGUCUAUUAGAUGGUGACCUGUUGGGGGCUUUGCAUGCUUGUCGCUGUUUAAUGAGCCAACUUAUG
This is a messenger RNA of Dunckerocampus dactyliophorus (ringed pipefish), 2631 nucleotides long. RefSeq names its product protein L-Myc-1b-like. The transcript is spliced from 3 exons. Gene Ontology annotation, biological process: regulation of transcription by RNA polymerase II. Gene Ontology annotation, molecular function: protein dimerization activity; RNA polymerase II cis-regulatory region sequence-specific DNA binding; DNA-binding transcription factor activity, RNA polymerase II-specific. The record is from RefSeq and is a predicted model, not a curated record. Bases 229 to 1320 code for a protein of 363 amino acids. NCBI's taxonomy places the organism in Eukaryota, Metazoa, Chordata, Actinopteri, Syngnathiformes, Syngnathidae.